AUGAGUAUAGACGCUAAGCAAGCAUUAAAUGAACACGAAGUUUCACUCGAGUUAGAAAAAAAAGGAAGAGAAACUGAGGCAUCGUCUCCAGUAUCUUUUCAUACUCCUCAAAGUAUCGUAUCACCGACUAGAUGUACAGUUAAAACUGCAGCUUAUAUGGAAUGUCAAGACGACAUGUUAGAUAUUAUUGAUAUGUUUUGUCGAUGGACGCACUGGUUGACUGUUGUCAUAAGAGAAACGGAGUCGUUUCAACAACCAACUAGCUCUAACGUCUCCGAACAUAGUAUGAGGUGGAGACUUUUUAAGGAGAAAGUUGAAGAAUAUUCGGAAGACUGGAAAAAAUAUAACGUGCAUUUAAAAGCAUGCUGGGAACAAAAGUACCAGAGAUUAAUUGCAGACUGGCUCCCAGGCUGGAGUAGCUCAGAGCCGGUUUGGGUGGUGAGUGCAUGUGGUGCGGUACCCGGAGGCGCCGUAGCCGCCGGCAUCUACGAGGGCGAGGUCACGUGGGUAGCGAGAACCACACACAGGUGUAACGUCGUACCCGCUGCCCUGCUGCCCUCGAAACAUUGUUGCAUUGUGUACAGUGACGGCGGAGUUCACCAAUAUACCAAAUACCAGGUGAUGUGUAACGCGCAGGUGUCGUGGCUGGCGUGCCGCGCGGGCGCGGGCGGCGCGUGCGGCGCGGGGCGCGUGCGUGCGGUGCGCGCGGCGCGCGGCGUGCACGUGGGCCGCGUGCUGUACCGCGGCUCGCACCUCGUGGGCGCCGUGCACGCGCCGCACUACCGCUGUCACGUCGUCAUAUUCGAUCGCCCUUUCGCCUUCGACUGCUACGAGCUGCUCGUGCUCUCGGAUGAUGUCCGAUCGCCGUCCUAAUGUCACGCGAACGUAUAAGUAAGAAGGCCUCUGCGAUUUAUGUCUGUUCAAUAAACUGGAUGAAGAAUGACUCAAAUUUUCAGAAUUUUGCCUAACGCAGAAUUGUUACAAUUUGAAUUUGAGCAAAGUGGCAAAAAUGUU
Messenger RNA from Nymphalis io (European peacock), 1014 nucleotides. RefSeq lists its product as uncharacterized. NCBI's taxonomy places the organism in Eukaryota, Metazoa, Arthropoda, Insecta, Lepidoptera, Nymphalidae. Bases 1 to 873 code for a protein of 290 amino acids. The transcript is spliced from 7 exons. The record is from RefSeq and is a predicted model, not a curated record.